Molecule: messenger RNA, 4999 nt
Organism: Paramuricea clavata
Lineage: Eukaryota; Metazoa; Cnidaria; Anthozoa; Malacalcyonacea; Plexauridae
Source: the annotation of a GenBank genome assembly
AGGCUGAUUGAACAUGAAGUUUCUUUGUUUUGGGGUCUUAUCUCUGCUACUGGCCAGCCGUGCUUUCGGUGUUAGCAUUAUCAAGGUUUGUUUUUAGGAUUUUGUUUUUAGCCAUGCAUAUGACUAUUUAAAAAGGACAUGGUGAGCAUAUAUUGUACACCCUUUCUAUAAUUACGCCAUUUGGCCUGGAAGCCUCGCUCUCAUGAAUCUUUAGCCAAUCACCUUACGUAAUUUACUAAUGACAGCGAGGCUCCAGAACCAAAAAGUAUGUGUGACGUAAUUAUCAAAAGGGUAAUAUCAAUGGCGUGAUUUUACCAAAUAAGGCCAUGAGAACACGAAAGAGCGGAUUACAGUAAAAAGGUAUUAUAGCCUUUUUAGUGCGAAACGAAAAUCCGACUUGUUGAGAUAAAAAAACACUAGUUCAAAUAAAUAAUUUAAAUAAUCUUUUAAAUUUUGUCCCUGAUUCGAGAAUAGAGACCUUACGAUUUAGGACGGCAACGGCUACCAAUACAAUAAAUCAUCGGAAAGGAUUAAAUAAUUACAAUAUAUGAAUAAUUUAGACGUUGUCCUACGCUCUGUUUACAACGCCAAAUCACAGAUUUUCACGUCUUGAUACAACGGCUGCAUUUGAAGCCGCAACAAGUGCAACUUCAAACUGGGUUCAGCAGAACUCUUCCCAAACAUAAAACCCAUGUCUUCAACUUCUAAGACUGUAUUAAAUUCAUACGAUUGAUAAUAUAUGACGAAUUAUCUUUACUGCCAUUUAUUUGAGGGAGUUUGUUUUGGUCGUCGUCCUCGCUUUGCCGUCCUAAAAUCGAUAAGGUCUUUCUAAUAACGUUUCGAACACUCGAACAGUACUAGAGUAAUAAUAAAUAAUAAAUAAUUAAAAAUAGAAAUAUUUUUAAUUUAUUACAGCGUAUUCCAGUAGCGAAGGGCUACGAUCCUGGUUCCUGUAAAAACGAAACUCAUGGCAACGAGGUGUUGGUAAAAAAUAGAGUUGAUGAAGAAAAAAUAGUUAUCUGUGUGAAGGAUAGAGGUGUUUAUCAAUGGAAGUCUACGGAUGGUAAGUUAUAAAUAGCAGUUUGUUUAGGAUGCAACCGCUUGUUAACAUAAACCAAGUUCGUGUCGACUUUAGAUAGGAGAUGUAAAGUUUGUAGGUAUUAAAAUCAUAGUCUAUCAAGAUAUGAUGGUCUAGAAAAUAAACAGUAAUCAUUGGGCGAUGUUUGUUUCUGCGUUUAUGCUAAUUUGUGCACAGUCAUGGUGAUUGAGUUCAUUGUAUUUGCGUAUAAUGAAGUAGUCGCCAAAUUGGGGUAGCCGAGGUGAAAAGUACAACGACUAUUAUGAUAUUUUUGUUGAGACAAAGGACUUGUUCACGACGAGGUACAGUUCCACAUCAAACAAAGGUCUUCUAUUUUGUGACUUUGAUGUGUGCCUGGAUUUCAGACCAUCAUGUUUUGACAGACUAUGAUGAAAAACAUGAGAUCUCAUAACCAAAAUGAUUAAUCAAAGUGUAGUGAAUGAAUUUUGAUCGAGAACGAGUCCUCCGAUAAAUAAAGUCAAACGCCGAUAAAUUAACUCAACAAUAUUAAUGCUUUUGAAAAUAACUCAACAAUGGUCUUCGAAAAUCAUAUUAUUAGUCAAACAUGCUUCCAUGCAAAGUGCAUUAACUCGCUUGGUUUAAUUGACCAGAGUUUUUUUCCAAAAGGUUCACAAAAUACAGUUGGUGAAUUUUUCAACCCCGGUUAUGAUUGCGCUGACAUUUUGAACAAACGUCAAGAUGCUAAAGAUGGAUUUUAUUGGAUAACUUUAAAACUUUCAAAUCCGAAAAAGGUAAGAAUUUUUUUGUCAAUUGAACAAGAACAAAACUAAAAAAUAAUAAAGUAAUAAAUAAUAAAGAAAUUAAUAAAUAAAUAAAUUAUUAAAUCAGUAAUAAAUUUACGUUGUGUUUCCACAAACAAAACUAUUAUAUGUUUUAUCGCCAUGCAAACAUACAAAGAACUUAUUAAGAACAAAACUGUUUUUGUUCAUUGGAGAGAUUAUUCAGAUACAAAUAGACUUGCACGGAUGAGAAUCGCCCUUUUUGAAUAUGGUGAGACAAUUUUAAUUAAAGUAAGAAUAACCAAGAAUUAACCGCACCUUCGCAGGUUCGAUUUGGGCACUCGGAAACUGCACAUUUUCCCCCAGCGAAUUAAUUUCCCAGCUUAAAUUAUAGAACGGGGUAAUUACGCAUUCAGUUUAACUACAUAAUUUAAAGGCCCCACGGCCUUCCGGGUGCAUGGAUCGAUCAUGAAGUGUAUCUGACAAAGAAUGAUCAAAAUUACUGUUAUUUGAUUACUUAUCUCCAACCUCGUCCCCGGGGUCUUCUUCGUGGGUUUAUAUUACCCCCUCCUGCACAGGUGUUUAUGAAUUCCGAGAGGGCGGGAAAAAUUGGGGAGGAAACGCGCGGGUGGCUUUUAAUAUUCGUACUCUCUGGGAAGGGGACUGAGAAAUAAACAAAAAAUAUCAACAAGAAACGCCUGUAGAGGCAAGAAAUGAUUGCUAACUACGGUCUAAAUUAUGAACAGUAUUCCAUAGCAUACUGCUCAAAAUGUGUCGUGCUUCACGAGCUUCAGUGUGAGAUUUCCUUUAAGAUGUGGUGUGAUAUGACUACCGACGGCGGGGGGUAUGCAUUGAUUGGCAGAAUGAACACCUCGGUCACGUGGUCACUUCCAUCCAAUGAUAUUCCAGUUGGGCCAUUCGGCGAACCACAUUGGUCGAGCUCUGUUGGUGAUGCACCAACUCUGGACUUUAGGGUGCAGAUGGCUACGAAAGAUGAUUUUAAAUCCACUAUAGCACACUGGUGCGUACCAGCCACAUUUAAUUCAUUUAGUAGGGUCUCCCUGAUUGGUUAAUCUAUAGAAUUAAAAAAGUCACAUGAUCCAGACAUUUCUUAACAAUUUUGAAAACUUUUGAAGAUGUUGUCUAUGUGCCUGAAUGAAGACUAACGAUGAUAUCUCAUAUGAUUAAAUUUGGCAACAGGUCCUUUAGAUUACAAUCGACACGUCCACUGAAAAAUUUAUUGACGACGACAGAUGGAUGUGAUCAAAAAUCUGCAGGAAUUGGAAACAUUGCCUACGUCAAAGAUCUUCAAACUGAACGUAUUGUUACAACAACAUUGCGAUGUUCAAAAUUUGGUUUGGCGCAUCAUUCUUCAUCACCAUUUGGUUGGGUAUGUAUAUGGUUGAUGCAUACAUAAUGCGUUAAAUUAACAGUUUAUUAAGGUAAUCUUUAUUUCUCCGAAUGUUUGAUAUUUUUCAGCCCAAGAUGAAUUCAUGUUUUGCGAAGUCAUGUCCGUGGGGUUUUACAUUUCUUGCGAUUGGCAGUUAUAGACGCCAAUUAGACCAUUAUGGAGCUUUCAGGUAUGAUACAUUCAAUAUGAGUUUGCUUAUAAUUAAACUACAGGGCCCGGUUAUAUAGAAGCCAGUUAGUUCUUUUAUUUUUAGACAAAAAUUUUAUCAAGCUUUGUAAAAUGCUCAAAAACUAUAAGACUGCAAGGGUGGAACUCACAAUUGAUAAUAUAAGAAGAACGAAUUUACGGAUAGCUUGAAAAUCUCUAUCCGGUGAAUUGUGUUGAUUCGGCCUUCCUGGCCUCCCUGCGGAAGAAUAUCGGCCAGUUUCACUAACUGAGUUAUGGAAAGCAGACAGUUGCAAUUGGCCACCACAAGAAGAAAUUACAGCUGCGUGUGAGAAAAACAACAAGAUUUUAAUUUGUCUAUAAAUAUCGUUUGUUUUUCUCAUCAGUUACAGCACAACUGGAAGUAUAUCGGGAAUGGGAAACAAUGCCACUGCUUUUGUUGGAUGUGAUAAUCAAGUUGUAAGUAUAAGUUACUAUUUCGAAAUCAUUAUUAAAUCAUCAAAUCUAUUAAUACUACAAUUAUGUACAAGUCAUGCUAGUAUUUGUUAGCGGUUUACAAAUAUUAGAAAUAUUGGUAGAAAGUAUUAAGUGAUUUUUACUCAAUUGUUCAAGUUUAGAAAUGGUUUUAUCGAUAUACAUUUUGAUAAAUAUUUUAUAUCUGUAACAGUUCUUCUUACAAAAAGUAAUCAAAAGUCUCACCAGCAGCUACAAGGAAAACUGACUAUCUUAUAUGCCAGCUAACGAACAAACAAACAAACAAACAAACAAACAAACAAACAAACAAACAAACAAACAAACAAACAAACAAACAAACAAACAAACAAACAAACAAACAAACAAACAGACAGACAGACAGACAGACAGACAGACAGACAGACAGACAGACAGACAGACAGACAGACAGACAGACAGACAGACAGACAGACAGACAGACAGACAGACAGACAGACAGACAGACAGACAGACAGACAGACAGACGGACAGACAGACAGACAGACAGACAGACAGACAGACAGACAGACAGACAGACAGACAGACAGACAGACAGACAGACAGACAGACAGACAGACAGACAGACAGACAGACAGACAGACAGACAGACAGACAGACAGACAGACAGACAGACAAAUAAAAUUUUCAAAUAGUUCAAUCAAAUAUUUUUAUAAUCAUACAAAGUUGUCAUAGAUUUUUUAAACUUCUUUGCAGUGCUGUGCUUGUUACGGACCUGUGGGCGGAACGAAAGAAUACUGUGCCGAAAAUUGUCAAGCAAUUAACGGUGGUACAGUCACAAAAAACGUAUUUACGUGGUUCUGGGUCAGAUCCAGUCUUCCUAAAAGAUUGUGGGAGAAAUGUAUGGAUUAUGAAGUGAAACGAGAUGAUGGGAAAUUGAUCUGGUAUAAGCUGGUUGGCCAUAAUGUUAUUCCUAUUGAGGUAAUUUCUUUCUUUAUUUUUGACAUGAUUGAUCAAUAAAACCUAGUGAGCUCUAUAUAUAUCUGGAGUGAGAACUCGAGUUCAAAAGGUAAAGCCGCGGCUUCGUGUUAACCGUGCAAAUAAAAACAAUAGAAAGGGCCUGAAAAUGACGUCCAAUAGCUUCUUCAAUUCCGC